This is a messenger RNA of Rotaria socialis, 618 nucleotides long. The record is from the annotation of a GenBank genome assembly. Lineage: Eukaryota; Metazoa; Rotifera; Eurotatoria; Philodinida; Philodinidae.
AUGGCUGUCGAAGAAAAUAAAUUCGAGAAAACUUUUGAUGUUAUUGCUUCAUCGUUUGGUACUUUGAACAAGUUGGCUUCUGCUUGGAGCAACACCAACAUGACUAGUGUUGAAUUUAUGGGAAAAUUUACAUUUUGUAUCAACACCGAAGUCUUCAACGAGAAAGUUCGCGUUGAACUUUCAUCGAAUGAAGAUAUUCAACGUAGUUUCAUUGGAAGAGGAUAUCAACAAGUUACUUCAUAUGUUGAUACUAAUUCAAUGAAGACUGAAGGCUACUGCUUUCUCUAUUCAGUUCCAUAUGAUUUCGAAGACUUUGUUCAGCACAACAAUUCUUAUCAAGGUGGCAUGUUUCAGAAAGUUCGACAAUUGACGAUGUAUAAUAAAAUUCCUUUUGAAUUAUUUAAACUAAUUUCUGAAGAUUUUCCUUUUCUUCAAUUCCUAUAUAUAUCUAAUGGUCAUCCACAACAAGACAAGUCACAUUCAUCAACAUUAAUCACAUUUCCUUAUCUUACAUUUCUCAAUCUAAAAUAUGCGCAUGUUGACUAUGCUGAACUAUUUCUCUUGAAAAACAAUGUUCAUCUACCUCGUUUGUUAGAUCUUCGUAUCGAAUACCAAUGA